AGCUCCGGCUCUGCCUUGUCCCGGCCGGGCGGCGGUAGGAGGAUGCCCAGUCCAGCCGCCAGCCGCAGCUCCCCCGCGCCCGCCGCCACGCCCGGGCCACGCGGACGAUGUGGCUGCGCCGGGUUCCGCUAGGGACAAGCAGGGAUGAGUAGCUCUGUCAAAGAUGCACUGGACACCAGAGCAUGCUCAGCCUCUGAAUCAGUGGCCGGAGCAGCACCUUGAUGUCUCCUCCACCACCUCCUCACCUGCUCACAAGUCUGACCUCUACCACAGCAACCGACAGCGCUUCAACUAUGCCUGGGCCAAUGAUGACAUCUCUGCUCUAACUGCUUCCAACCUCCUGAAGAGGUAUGCUGAGAAGUACUCUGGAGUACUGGACUCUCCCUAUGACAGGCCAUCGGUACUCAACACCUAUGGGGAUGGCGCUUUUGGGCCACUCAAUGGUCAGAAGGGUGACAUGGAGCCUUGGCCAAUGGCACACACCUCAGAAGGGGCCUACCCUCUGACUCCGAUGCAUGAUGGAUUAUCCAGUUCCAAAGGGAUUGUCCCUCCUGCUGUCACUCCGGGUAAUGGUCUUGGCACCUCCCCUGUAGUUGCUAGCAAUCUCUCUGAUUCAGUUUAUCCCAGUAACACUUGUGGGGGACCCACCACAUCUGGAACUCUCGGGGCAUCUCAGGAGUAUCCCUCAGGCUACAGUGGGGCCUACCUGCCAUCAGGCUACUGUAGCCAGACUGCUUCAGCGCUUCCACCUCCUCACCCAUCUACCCUGCACAGCUCAGGCCUCCUACAACCUAGCCAUCCCUCCACAACUCUUGUUCCCAGCUACAGCUCCUCAGGACCUAUGUACAACUAUGCCUCAGGUAGCUACCCACCCCAGCCUGGCUAUGGAACCAUCCAUCCUCCCCAUCCAUCAGCCUCAUACUUACCCUCAGGUAUUGCUGCCCCUACCCCCAUUCCUCCGUCCUCUCGACCUCCUGUGGUCCCUGGGUACAGCUACCAGAGCCCUCUCACAGUGCCUCCACUCAGCGGUGAGUCAGGGAGCUCUCUGAAAAGGAAGGCCUUUGAUAUUGCUGGUAGUGAGGAUGAUAGUGAAGGCAGGUAUCGAAAAUACAGCUAUGAGCAACCAAAGUCCCCUUAUCAGAUGUCCGACAGUGGUGAAUGUAGAGGGAAUGGAUUCAACCGAAGCUCUGAGGUGCCUUUCAAAGGGGGCAAAAGGCCAGCAGGAUCAGGAGUAACAGUGACAACAGUGGCUUCAGAGGAACCUGUUGGGAAAUACAGCAGCCAGCCCAUGAAAGGACUGGUUUCUCCAGCUUACAAUGUUGGAGAAGCCCCACUGAGAUCUAGUGAGAGUUUUGAGAAGUUCACUCCUCCAGUUGCCAAUGGUGAGCAUGGGGGAGAUUCCUUUUCUCUCAGGAUGCAGCCCAAACCACCAAGUUUUAGCAGUGACAACAGUGACCAGGCAGUAGAAGAGCAGCCAAAAGCAAUGGACCCUUUCAUUCUGGAGUUGGUGAACAACAAAAUAAUUGACUGUGGCCCACCGGUACAGUGGACAGACAUCGCUGGGCAAGUCUCUGUCAAAGCUGUCAUAGAGGAAGAGCUAGUGUGGCCCAUCCUGAGACCAGGAGCUUACACUGGGGUAAGCCGCCCACCCAAAACCAUCUUGCUAUUUGGGCCCCGUGGUGUAGGGAAGACCCUGCUGAGCAGGUGUAUUUCUACACAGCUGGGAUCCACCCUGUUAAAGCUCAGUGGGACAGCUUUGGUCUCCAAAUGGAAGGCUGAAGCCGAGAAGAUCCUACAGGCAACUUUCUUUGUGGCCAAUUGUCGUCAGCCUUCUGUUGUUCUCCUCACAGAUGUAGAAUCUCUGCUGGAAGACUCUGCCAUCUUGAAGUCCCAGCUACUCUCCUACCUGGAUAACCUUGCUACCUCAGGCGAGCAGAAUGUGGUUGUCAUAUCAACAACCACCAGGCCUGGCAACCUUGAUGAACCCACUCAGAGGAGGUUUGCUAAGCGUUUCUACAUUUCCCCACCAGAUGGCAUUGCCAGGCGGCAGAUUCUGCACCACGCUCUGGCCCAGCAGAACUACUGCCUCAGUGAAAGGGAGAUGGCCUCCAUUGUACAACUCACUGAGAGCUAUUCAGGCAGUGAGCUCCUUCAGCUUUGUCAGCAGGCUGGGGCAAACAAGUUGCACAGCCUGCCAGGCCAGCUUCAGCCCACCUCCUACAAGGAUUUUGAAAGCAUUUUCUGCAAGAUCCACCCUGCUGUGUCUCAGAAGGAGCUGGACUUGUAUAUGGAAUGGGAUAAAAUGUAUGGUUCUCGACAUUAGUGGUUGUUGCUUGUUGUAUCACCUUGGAUCUCUUGAAUGGAAGCUUUUGGGAGCUCUGAGGUUUUAAAAAAUUUCUUUUUGCUGUUGAAGCUUUGUGGCGCUGCGUGCUACAGUUUCCAAGAGAUGGCAUGCCACCUGCCAAUGAGAAAUGGUGAUAGGUCAUUCUCAUCUUUUCAAAAGUCACACUUUUUGGAUGCAAGACCUUCCCUAUAUUGAUUAACACACUUUUUUUUUUUCAAAAAUGUCUGAAAGUUUGACUGUGUGGUGGUUGUUGGGUCUCUUAUGUUAAUGGAAAGUAGUUGCGCAAUGAACUCAGGAUAACCUAUUUAUUAUUAAUCUGUUUUCCCAGUCAGCCCUUUCCAUACCAGCAUUGUAAAGUGUUCAGCCAGGUAUUGCCCCCUUCCCCAUUCCUUUUUAAUACCGUACCUCUUGAAUAUUUCUCUUUGCUUCUUAACUUCCUUAGGUAUGGCACUAUGAGUCAUUCAGUGCACCAUACCAUAAUAGACUCAUUCCUAGGGGAAACUGAGCCCUAGGUGCUCUUUAAAGCCAUCAAGAGCAGUGUUAUUAAAACAAAUGGCAUCAAUGGGUUUCGAGGGAAGGGGUUUUGGAAUAUUCGUUUUUAAAAAUGUAGACCGUUUAAUGUACUAGGCCUUUUUUUGUAACGUAUGUAGUGAUUUUUUUCUUUUUUUAACUACUCAGGAAAAAUAAUUUACCUCAAAACAAAAAAGAAUGUUUUUGUUUAAAGAAAAAAACUCAAGGAAAAUUAAAAUAAUCUGAGGGAUUACAAAUGUACUUUAAUGAACAUUUGUGUCCCAUAUUAAAGGAAAA
Molecule: messenger RNA, 3151 nt
Organism: Heteronotia binoei (common prickly gecko)
Lineage: Eukaryota; Metazoa; Chordata; Lepidosauria; Squamata; Gekkonidae
Gene: FIGNL2
Product: fidgetin like 2
Exons: 2
Coding region: 164-2323 (719 amino acids)
Molecular function (GO): microtubule severing ATPase activity; ATP binding; ATP hydrolysis activity
Source: RefSeq, a predicted model, not a curated record